GUUUACUCACUCGAUCCGGUUGAUGUCUACAUGUAUAUAGGUUUUAAAAAGUUUUCUAGUUCGUAAAAAUGACUUUUGAUUUUGAUUUUAAAGUUCCCAAAGUUUUGAAGUCUGUGAAAUACUCGUUGGCGGCUGUAAAUGGAGUGUUUUUGCUGACUGGUUUCGUGCUGAUCAUCGUGGGCAUAACAUCAUUGGUGUCAUUCUCCCAAUAUGAACCACUUCUCACGUACAGGUUCUUCAACGUACCAAGCUUUGUGAUAUCCACCGGAGUGAUCAUAAUCCUGGGAUCAGCGCUCGGAUUCUAUAGUGCUAUAUCACAAAAGUUUUAUUUUGUUGCUGGGUAUGUGGUGCUUCUACUGGUGGUGCUGAUCUUCGAGAUCUCCAUGAUCAUCACUGCCUUCAACCUCACCAAGCAUGUGCUGUCUGAGAUCCGCCCUGUUAUGGCUCAGUCCCGAUUGACAUACGGAACCAAUAUCAACGUCAACAUGUUGUGGGACAAUCUUCAAAUGGAUUUCAAAUGCUGUGGCGUUGGUGGACCAGGAGACUACCAAUUGACUCAGAUACCAGUCUCAUGUUGCUACAUAGAGUACGGCACGGUAUCUCCUUUCGAAUGUGGAGCCAAUGCGUACAAGGAUGGCUGUGCGGUUCCCCUGGCCGAAUGGCUGUCCUUCAAGACUAAUGUUAUAGCUGUGACUGCCGUGGUACUCUGUUGUGUGCAGAUCACUGGUAUUAUAAUUCUGUCGGUUGGCGCAUCUGUGCAGUCAGCUUACAAUGGAUACCACCAGUUCCUAUCAGAGAGAUUCUUCUCUCUACCGUCUUUCUGCAUUGCGACCGGUAUCAUCAUCUUCCUGGUCGCGUUCCUCGGAUUCUAUGGAGCCUACAUGGAGAAUUACAUAGUGAUUAUGACUUUCGCGGGUGCCAUGAUCCUGAUGUUCAUCUUCCAACUGUCUGCCUGUAUUGCUGGGUACGCUCUAAAGGGCAACGCCGUUUCCUUGGUCCAGCACAAACUGCUAGAGACUAUGGACAUGUACGGUCUCAACAAAAGCAUCGAAGUUACUAAGCUGUGGGACACUGUGCAACAAGAUUUUCAGUGCUGUGGCGUCAUUAACGCCAGCCAGUGGUUAAUACCACUGAACACAGUUGAGACCCAAGGCUUGCCAGUCAGCUGCUGCAGUCAGAACUAUGGCUUAGUGUCCGUCCUCAACUGCAACAUCGGUAUGCAGUCAGCCUACACAACAGGCUGUUCUGACUCCUUUGGCAGUUGGGUUCGAUCUCAUGCUGCUGCUAUCGGCGUAGCUGGAAUAUUCUUAGUUUUCAUGCAGGUCGGCAACGCACUCGUAACUCCUCCGCUGUUGCGAGUAUUCCUGGGCGGCGCGGCGCUGAUUGCUCACCAUCAGUUAACUUCCGCGCUAAUAAUCUCAGUGGGCACAACAAUCUACGCGAUCUACCACGAUGUCUCCUUCUUCCUUGAAGACCGGUUCUUCUCUCCGGCCAGCUUCGUCAUCGCCAUCGGGAUCAUCAUGCUGUUCGUCUCCUUAUUCGGAUGCAUCGGUGCACUGAAGGAGAGCACCUGCUUGGUCAAUAUUUUUGCAGUCAUCCUCAGUCUGGUAUUCGUCCUGGAGAUCGCAGCAGCCAUCGCAGCGUACAGCCUCCGGUCACAGGUGACCGGUAUGCUGGACGAGAAUCUGAGGUCCACACUGCCAUCCUACUACUACAACGAAGAAGUCCGAGGGUCCUAUGACUUCAUUCAGAGCAGGCUGAGCUGCUGCGGUGUAGACAGCUACGUUGACUGGAGCGUAGUGUCUCCCCCCACUGGAGUGUCAGCCAUUUCCAUUAACAACAUCACCGUCCCCAACUCCUGCUGUGCCGAGUCCCGUUACGACAUCGUCGAUGGCAUUGAGGUCGAUGUCUGCACGAAGGUCUAUGUCAACGGAUGCCUCCCAAGAAUGUUCUACUUGGUCUACCAGAGCGCUGGACUUUUGGGCGCCGGAGCCAUGACUAUUGCUUUCAUUCAGAUUAUCGGCAUUGUGUUCUCAUUCUCGCUGGCCAGUUCCAUCCGUAAAGCGAAGUCCGAACGCGAACGCAGACGGUGGGAAAUCCAGGAACGAAUGAUCAAUGCUUACACCUCGCUCAACCCUAGCGAUGAGAAAAAAGCACCCGUUGUCUAUGUCCCGUUCCAUGGACAAACUACGGCUUAAGAGGCUGUAAGAGUGUUACCUUGUCCUGAUCCUACAAAUAUUUAAAAAUAGACUUUCUAAAUUUCGCGCCCAAAUUGCGUAAUGAUUACUUUUGAAAUGUAAUGUAAUUAAAUCAGUUAAUUUAUCAAAAGCGU
This is a messenger RNA of Spodoptera exigua (beet armyworm), 2332 nucleotides long. Lineage: Eukaryota; Metazoa; Arthropoda; Insecta; Lepidoptera; Noctuidae. The record is from the annotation of a GenBank genome assembly.